This is a messenger RNA of Rhipicephalus microplus (southern cattle tick), 2039 nucleotides long. Its product is annotated as peptidyl-prolyl cis-trans isomerase FKBP2. Gene Ontology annotation, biological process: protein peptidyl-prolyl isomerization. NCBI's taxonomy places the organism in Eukaryota, Metazoa, Arthropoda, Arachnida, Ixodida, Ixodidae. Gene Ontology annotation, molecular function: peptidyl-prolyl cis-trans isomerase activity. The record is from RefSeq and is a predicted model, not a curated record. Gene Ontology annotation, cellular component: endoplasmic reticulum.
CUUUUUCUUUUCCUUUGAUUGGUAAAAGUCAAGCUCUGGCAUUUUGCAGUGAAGAAUUUAAUUUUCAUUCGUGCCUUGGUUGUAGCCAUCAGUCAGAUAACCUCCUUCCAGUUAUUUCUACCCGCUUUGAAAAACGUUGACAAGGGAAGGCACCCAUGUUUGCUGUGGCGCAUUCUACGAAGAGCAACUGUUGAAGACCACGAUCGACCCAUCCGAAAACGACUGCCUCGAUGCGAAGCUUAUAUCGUUGAAGAGGUUGAAGAAUACUUUUCCGUGUGCUGCCGAGAUGGUUCGCUUCGGUCUGGUUGCGUGGAUUUCUGUGCUGGCUGCGAGCGGCACGUUAGUGGCGGUGUCGGCGACCUCCGAGUCGAGCGGCAACAGCAAGCGGCUACAGAUCGGCGUGAAGCGACGCGUGGAGAAGUGCGACGCCCGCUCGCGCAAGGGUGACGUCCUGCACAUGCACUACCGCGGCACGCUCGAAGACGGCACCGAGUUCGACAGCAGCUACAACCGCGGCGAGCCGCUCACCUUCACGCUCGGAUCGGGGCAGGUCAUCCGCGGAUGGGACCAGGGACUGUUGGCAAUGUGCGUGGGAGAGAAACGCAAGUUGGUGAUUCCCCCCGAUUUGGCGUACGGUUCCCGAGGUGCGCCACCAACUAUUCCAGGCGACGCGACACUAACGUUUGAGGUGGAGCUGGUCAAGAUAGACCGGAAGACGGAGCUGUGAGCAGCUCUGCAAAGAAAGCGACGUCGAACGCCACGCCAUGGCCGUCGACGGAGACCCCCCGUGUGAGAACAUUGUUUGCCGCGUACAGACUUUGCAGCAGCAGGAGCGAUCCAAUGGCCAGCAGCGCAAAUGCGGUCACGUCAUCCUGCAGCCAUUCAUCGAUGAGCAUCCAAAUACCUCGCCAGACGGAUACGCAGGCGUACGCCGCUGCUAGGUGCCACAGCUCCUCGAAGAGACGUUGGACCCAGGAUAAGCCUCUUGACGCUGAUAAAAAGCAAGCAGUGAAGAGUAAUUUUUUAUUCGGUGUAUGGCUUCUUUGAAAGGCUCAAUGACCCCGAUAUUCAAUAACCUUAUCCUCCUCCAUAUCGAAAACUUCAUGAGAUGUUGAACAAUGAAUGUUGUCAAAAGCACUGCUUCAGCAGCAAGACUUCUCGUCGGCAGAUGCUGAAACACCUGCUAGUGAUGCAUAUGAUUAUGACUGUUCUCAUACUCAAAAUUGGACUCCAGCAAAAUUCCUUGUUUGACAAUCUCUCAUCACUUUGUCUCACUACCUUCUCCUGAACUUUGAUAGUGUUUAGAUUUCAUGUGAUCCGGAGAGUUUCAUUGGAUGUGGAGGUCACAGCUCGUGUGAGUCUUAUUAACAAGCAAAAAAUUAGAAGGGCCAGCUCUCUUAACUUUGAUAGAGGUGCCUAGUUAUUGCGAGCAAGUGUUAGCUGCAAUAAUAUUCUUUAUAUGUUCGCUGCACAUUCACGAAAGCCAAUAUAUUCACUGUAUUCUUACUGAUAAGUUUAUGUUAAGUUUAAAAUCUUCAAGUCACACUUUUUUAGUGCAUUUUAGUAUGACAUCUCCAGUAUUCUGUUCGCAUGACUCCCAUUCACCUUUCGCAAAAUGUGUGAAAUUUGUGACCUUGCUGUGAUUCUGGCAAAGUUGCAUUUUUGCUGCAUGUUAGGAUUGCCACUCUUGAUGGUGACAUUUUGUUUUAGUGAGACACUUGGGAAAGGGUAUGUGGUUGUUCAACAAGGCAUGUGAAAUACGCACAUCAGCACCAAAUGUACAUUUAUUGCAGAUAUCCUUUUUAUUUGUGCCUUCUUUGGAUUACUCUUUGUUAAUGCAGGCCCAAUCUCUUGUGUGUUGUAGUUUUGUCGUUAAUAUUUACAAAACAAAAUGUUUCAGGCCAGAAUAUAUAGAACUUAUUAGGUUUACUGAUAAUUUUUUGCAUUUGCCAUGUUGAAAUAAAUCCUGCUUUAUUAUGACACUCAGACAGUUGUGGAAAGUCUUAGAUAAAAUACAGUUAUUGUUCCAUUUGCAAGAA